This is a messenger RNA of Saccharomyces cerevisiae S288C, 1344 nucleotides long. RefSeq names its product alpha-tubulin TUB1 (gene TUB1). The transcript has 2 exons. Bases 1 to 1344 code for a protein of 447 amino acids. The record is from RefSeq and is marked reviewed. Gene Ontology annotation, cellular component: cytoskeleton; tubulin complex; microtubule. Gene Ontology annotation, biological process: mitotic sister chromatid segregation; homologous chromosome segregation; microtubule-based process. Lineage: Eukaryota; Fungi; Ascomycota; Saccharomycetes; Saccharomycetales; Saccharomycetaceae. Gene Ontology annotation, molecular function: structural constituent of cytoskeleton; GTP binding.
AUGAGAGAAGUUAUUAGUAUUAAUGUCGGUCAAGCUGGUUGUCAGAUUGGUAAUGCCUGUUGGGAAUUAUAUUCCCUUGAGCACGGUAUUAAGCCGGAUGGACAUCUAGAAGAUGGCCUUUCAAAGCCGAAGGGAGGAGAAGAGGGUUUCUCCACGUUUUUCCAUGAAACCGGCUACGGUAAGUUCGUUCCAAGGGCUAUUUACGUGGAUUUAGAGCCCAACGUUAUUGACGAAGUCCGUAACGGUCCUUACAAGGACUUGUUCCAUCCAGAACAGUUGAUCAGUGGUAAGGAGGACGCGGCUAAUAAUUAUGCAAGAGGCCAUUACACCGUUGGUAGAGAAAUUUUGGGCGAUGUUCUGGAUAGGAUUAGAAAACUGGCAGACCAAUGUGAUGGGUUACAAGGGUUCUUGUUUACCCAUUCUCUUGGUGGUGGUACUGGUUCCGGUCUAGGGUCCUUACUGUUGGAAGAACUAUCCGCUGAAUACGGUAAGAAAUCCAAGCUGGAAUUUGCCGUAUACCCUGCUCCACAAGUGUCUACUUCUGUGGUUGAGCCUUACAACACAGUUUUAACUACACAUACUACAUUGGAACAUGCAGAUUGUACUUUCAUGGUCGAUAAUGAGGCUAUUUACGACAUGUGCAAAAGAAACUUGGAUAUCCCAAGACCAAGCUUUGCAAACUUAAACAACCUAAUUGCUCAAGUGGUAUCAUCUGUUACAGCAUCAUUGAGAUUCGACGGUUCAUUAAAUGUAGAUUUGAACGAAUUUCAAACCAAUUUGGUUCCAUAUCCAAGAAUUCAUUUCCCCUUAGUUUCAUAUUCUCCAGUCUUAUCCAAAUCAAAGGCAUUCCAUGAGUCCAACUCUGUGUCAGAAAUUACAAACGCUUGUUUUGAACCUGGUAACCAGAUGGUCAAGUGUGAUCCAAGAGAUGGUAAAUACAUGGCUACUUGUCUGUUAUACAGGGGUGAUGUGGUAACAAGAGAUGUUCAAAGAGCUGUCGAGCAGGUGAAAAACAAGAAGACCGUCCAAUUGGUUGAUUGGUGUCCAACUGGUUUCAAGAUCGGUAUUUGCUACGAACCUCCAACUGCCACACCAAACUCACAAUUGGCCACUGUGGAUAGGGCCGUCUGUAUGUUGUCAAAUACCACAUCCAUUGCUGAGGCUUGGAAGAGAAUCGAUAGAAAAUUCGAUUUAAUGUAUGCCAAACGUGCUUUCGUCCACUGGUAUGUCGGUGAAGGUAUGGAAGAAGGUGAAUUCACCGAAGCUAGAGAAGAUUUGGCUGCUUUAGAAAGAGAUUACAUCGAAGUGGGUGCCGACUCAUACGCUGAGGAAGAGGAAUUUUAA